AUGGCUUGCUCAGGGACCAGCACCGCUGUCCAAAUGUCCCAGGAAGAGCCUCUCAGCCUCUACUCCUACGGCACCUUCUCCCGCGAGGAGCAGCGGAGGCGGCGGCACUCUUCUCACCACUCGAGCCACUCGAGACCUUGGGCUGUCGACGCUGAACAUGUCCACGAAGCUCUUGAACAUUUCAUUUCCGAACUCGGCUGUCGCUUAGACUUCCUCGAAUCCUAUGGCCACCUCAAAUUCGAUGCGGGUGUAGAAUACGCAUACUCCACCCUCCUUGCCGUGCGUGAAUCAUGCUCGAAAAUCUCGGAUGAAGCUCUCGAAGCUGGCAGGCGCCGCGCCGGCGUCUUCGUCGAAACCCUCGAAGAGCGUUACCAAGAUGCACUCGCCUCAAAGGAAUCAUUCGACCAGAAGGUACAAGAAGGAUUGCGACUGAUGGAAGAGUAUCUCACCGAGUUCGAGACGCGCGCAUAUGCAAUCCGAGACUCCGGCAUCGGUUCGGUAGCACAGGAAUUCUACGAGGGUGGACGUCGAAAGGUGGAUGAGGGAUUUGAGCGUGCCAAAGGUGUGGUAGAUGGAGGAAUAGACAAAGCAAGGAGAGCACGCGAGACCAUUGAGCUUACGAUCGAGCACGCCGUCGAACGAGCUCUCGCCCGCGCAAAGGAACAUGGCCUCAUCCAAUAUGAAGAUCUCCCCGACCCAUGGAAAAUUAACCCUCAUAUCCACAAGGGCUACCGCUUCUCGGAAGGAAAAUGGGCAUGCGUGCGAUCUAUGGUCAGCAUGCACAACGAAUUCUUCAACAUCUGGUCGCACGCCGUCGGUCUGCUGAUCAUCCUUACUGUGGCAUUCUACUUCUACCCACGCAACUCCAACUUCUCUCUUUCCACCAACUCGGACAUCUUCAUCGCUGCCGUCUUCUUCUUCGCCGCGGCGAAAUGUCUCGUCUGCUCCACCAUCUGGCAUACGAUGAACAGCAUCUCCCACCAAACCCUCCUUGAACGCUUCGCCUGUGUCGAUUACACGGGCAUCUCUCUUCUCGUUGCCGCCUCCAUCAUGACCACGGAAUACGCCGCUUUCUACUGCGAGCCCAACUCCCGCUGGAUGUACAUGCUGACGACUGCCUUCCUCGGUAUUGGCGGCGUUAUCCUCCCCUGGCACCCGACCUUCAAUCGCCAGGACAUGGCUUGGCUGCGCGUUGUUUUCUACGUCUCACUUGCCGCCACCGGCUUCCUCCCUGUGGGACAACUCGCAAUGACCCGUGGCAUCGAGUGGGCAUACUACUUCUACGCGCCCGUUACUAAGUCAAUCCUCGUGUAUCUCAUUGGCGCCAUCAUGUAUGCUUCCAAGAUCCCAGAGCGAUGGUUCCCCGGUCGCUUCGAUUACGUGGGCUGCUCGCACAACAUCUGGCACGUCGCCGUCCUUUUCGGUAUCCUUUUCCACUACAACGCUAUGCAGACCAUGUUCGCCCAUGCCCUGCAGAGGGCUCAGACACAUUGCUCCAUCUAUUAG
This is a messenger RNA of Aaosphaeria arxii CBS 175.79, 1506 nucleotides long. Its product is annotated as IZH family channel protein-like protein. The coding region runs from base 1 to 1506 and encodes 501 amino acids. The transcript has 2 exons. Gene Ontology annotation, cellular component: membrane. Gene Ontology annotation, molecular function: signaling receptor activity. The record is from RefSeq and is a predicted model, not a curated record. NCBI's taxonomy places the organism in Eukaryota, Fungi, Ascomycota, Dothideomycetes, Pleosporales.